GUGCGCAGCCGCGGGCCGAAGCGCGGGCCGGGACAGCGGGCAGGCGCGAGCCCGCUGCGGCCUGGGACGUCCGGGCGGGUGCCGUGGCGCGCCGCGGUCUGCCGUGGUGAAGUUGCUUUUCCUGAAGCUGUCAUUUUCCCUUCCGGGCCACUCGGCGUGGCACAUGUUCGCCGCCCACAAAGGGGAGCGGAUCGCGCAGGUUGGCUCGGGAGGAGGCCCGCUUGGACUCUCGACGGGCUCUGCAGGGAACUUUGAACUCUCUGGAGCCUCCUGCAACUUGCUCUCGCAACUUCAAGCGAGCACAGGUUGGACGGACCCACUGUGCUCCAAGAGUCCCGGGUCGCUUAGGAAGUGUGACCUCCUCGCCUCUUGGACUGUGAGCUUAGAGAUGCCAUUUCUUUAGUGUAAAGUAGCCAGGCGAUUGUAGUGCUAGAAGGAAAUUAAACUAAGACCUAUAGUCUCGCCCCUACUAGAUACUUAGUUUCCCGUAUACUUUUGACAGCUGAGUUUACCGGGCACAAUAGCUGUUUCAAAUGAGCUUUUUCUUGGCACUUAUUAACAAGAGUAAUCUUCAGACCCAUUUGAGGGUAGUAGAAGAAGGCAUUUGUUUCUUCUUCAUCACAUUACCUAUCCCAAGGCAGAGGUUGAGAUUCUCUGUCCCUAGGCUAGUUCCCAUUUCCCAGCCCCCUGAGAGGAGAAUGCGAAUGAUCUGAACACGUUUGAAGCCAGCCAGUUCUGGAACCAAUCAAUAUGUCCCCAAAGCUGAAACUCCUCUCUAGUCGUAGAUGGGGAAUGCUCAAACAUUUUAAGAGCACUUCGGAUUUACUUCCUGAACACUCAGCAGAUCUGUGGGUCCUGAUGGAUGUGGCCGAGAGCCCUGAACUGGAUCCUCACUCCCCAGAGGAUGAAGAGCAGCCGGCACUCUCAGAUGAUGACAUUCUAAGAGAAAGUGGAUCUGAACAAGAUUUGGAUGGAGCUGGGGAAAGGGCGUCUGAUUUGGAGGAGGAGGAAAAUGCAACCAGGGUACAAAGCCAGGAGGAGACUCGCUCGGAUGAGGAAGACCGAGCCAGUGAGCCCAAGUCCCAAGAUCAGGACUCAGAGGCUCAUGAGCUGAGCAGGGGCCCAGCGGGAUCCCCAUGCGAGGAGGGGGAUGAUGUUGAGGAAGAUGGGACAAGUGACCUCAGGGACGAAGCCUCCUCGGUGACCCGGGAACUGGAUGAGCAUGAACUAGACUAUGAUGAGGAGGUCCCUGAGGAGCCAGCUCCUGCUGCCCAGGAGGAGGAGGCUGAGAAGGCUGGGGCUGAGGAGGAGGAGGAGAAGGGGGAAGGGGCUCCCGGAGAGGAAGGGAAGCCUGAUGUUCAAAGUGUGGGAGAACAAGAACCCACAGAAGCUGCCAAGGAGAAGAAGAAAGAGGAUGACGACGGGGAGAUCGAUGAUGGCGAGAUAGACGAUGAUGACUUGGAGGAAGGCGAGGUGAAGGACCCCAGUGACCGGAAGGUGAGGCCUCGCCCCACCUGCCGAUUCUUCAUGAAAGGAAACUGCACGUGGGGAAUGAGCUGUAGGUUUAUCCACCCUGGAGUGAAUGACAAAGGCAACUACUCCCUCAUCACCAAAGCGGAACCUUUUCCACCCAACGGUGCCCCGCCUCUUGGACCUCACCCACUGAUGCCUGCCAACCCUUGGGGUGGGCCAGUGGUUGAUGAAAUUUUGCCUCCACCCCCUCCAGAGCCCCCAACAGAGAGCGCCUGGGAACGUGGACUCCGACAUGCAAAAGAGGUUUUAAAAAAAGCAACCAUUCGGAAAGAGCAGGAGCCCGACUUUGAAGAAAAAAGGUUCACAGUAACCAUUGGUGAAGACGACCGGGAGUUUGACAAGGAGAAUGAAGUCUUCCGAGAUUGGAAUUCUCGAGUCCCGAGAGAUGUCAGAGACACAACACUUGAGCCUUAUGCAGACCCUUAUUAUGACUAUGAGAUAGAACGGUUUUGGCGUGGUGGACAGUACGAGAAUUUCAGGGUGCAGUAUACAGAAGCAGAACCGUAUCAUAACUAUCGCGAACGAGAGAGGGAACGAGAGCGAGAAAACAGACAACGAGAACGCGAGCGGGAACGAGAGCGUGACCGAGAGCGGGAGCGCAGGCAGAGAGAGCGGGAGCGAGAACGGGAACGAGAGCGGGACAAGGAGCGGCAGCGGAGGAAAGAGGAGUGGGAGAGAGAGAGAGCCAAGCGAGACGAGAAGGACCGGCAACACCGAGACCGAGACAGGGACAAGGACCGGGAGAAGGACAAGGAGAAGCCGAAGCCCAGGUCCCCACAGCCACCGAGCCGUCAAGCUGAACCACCAAAGAAGGAGAGCACCUCUGUGGGGCCCCAGGUGAAGCGAGCCGAUGAGUGGAAGGACCCCUGGCGCCGAUCCAAGUCUCCCAAGAAGAAGCUUGGCGUGUCCGUCUCCCCAAGCCGGGCACGAAGACGUCGCAAAACCUCCGCCUCCUCAGCCUCUGCUUCCAAUUCCUCCAGGUCAUCGUCACGGUCUUCAUCCUACUCUGGCUCUGGCUCGUCCCGCUCCCGCUCCCGCUCCUCCUCCUACAGCUCCUAUUCUAGCCGCUCUUCCAGACACAGCUCGUUCUCAGGCAGCCGAUCCAGGUCCCGGUCCUUCUCCUCGUCCCCAUCCCCGUCUCCCACACCUUCCCCACACAGACCUCCAGUCAGAACCAAGGGGGAGCCGGCCCCACCUCCUGGGAAAGCAGGGGAGAAGUCAAUAAAGAAGCCAGCCCCUCCCCCAGCCCCACCACAGGCCACCAAAACUACUGCUCCUGGUCCUGAGCCUGCCAAACCUGGAGAUCUCCGAGAAGCCAGGAGAAAGGAGCGGCAAACCAGGACUCCCCCAAGGAGGCGGACGCUCAGCGGCAGUGGUAGCGGCAGUGGUAGCAGCUACAGUGGCUCCAGUUCCCGAUCCAGGUCUCUGAGUGUGAGCAGCGUUUCCUCAGUGUCCAGCGCCACCUCGAGUAGCAGCUCAGUGCACAGUGUGGACUCAGAUGACAUGUAUGCAGACCUGGCCAGUCCUGUGUCCUCAGCCAGCUCUCGAUCCCCAACUCCUGCCCAGACCAAGAAGGAGAGAGGGAAAUCCAAGAAAGAAGACGGAGUGAGAGAGGAAAAGCGGAGGCGGGACCCAUCCGCGCAGCCGCCCAAGUCCUCUAAAGCUCCAGCGGGUGGGAAGGCCUCCCAGCAGGCAGCGGCGCCUCAGCCGGCGGUCCCCGGGCAGCCCCAACAGGGCUCCUUUGUUGCCCACAAGGAGAUAAAGCUGACACUGCUGAACAAGGCGGCUGAUAAAGGAAGCCGGAAGCGCUAUGAGCCAUCAGACAAGGACCGGCAGAGCCCUCCUGCCAAGAAGGCCAACUUGUCCCCAGACCGAGGUUCUCGAGACCGGAAAUCAGGUGGAAGAAUGGGCUCCCCAAAACCAGAGAGGCAGAGAGGCCAGAACGCUAAAGCUCCUGCUGCCCCAGCGGACAGGAAGCGUCCACUGUCACCCCAGUCUAAGGGCUCCAGCAAGGUCACCAGCGUGCCUGGCAAAGCCACAGAUACUGCCACAGCAGGCACCAAGUCAGGGAAGGCCAGCACAUUGUCACGGCGAGAGGAGCUCCUUAAACAGCUCAAAGCGGUUGAGGACGCCAUCGCUCGCAAGCGGGCCAAGAUCCCCGGGAAAGUGUAGUGGCCCAGCUCACUCCUGGAGUAGACUCUUCAUGUUUUUAUAAAGAGUAGGGUAAGCGCAGCCAUUUUGGAUUUUCCAGUCAAUGUCUUAUUUUGGCUGUGAUUCUUUUUAAAAAUUAAAAAAGAAAAAAAAAGUUUCUCAGCUGGAAAAGAAGCCACACACAAGAUGAAGAUGAGGCUGAGUCCCAACCUCCCCACCAGACUGAACCAGCUUCUUCCAGAAUAGAGUCUCCAUGGACAGACGGACAGAUCAGCACUGAACAGGGGACACCAACUCUGUGUAACUUAAGAGCUUCAGGCACGCAGGGGCUGGCCUCACCCUUCUGCCUCCGUCCUCACUUCUCCCAGGUGACCUCCUGGGCUGCAGUUUUCAGCAGCUUCCUCUGGGGACAGGAAAGCCGAACACUUCUGGACUACAGGCACCAUCCCUCCCUCCCUGGAUCAGAAGUAUAUAUAUACUUGCCUAAAGAAGAAUAUAUAUAUAUAUUCUUGCCUAAAGUCUGAUUGGGAAACAUUUCCUGUCUUUUAUUUUAAGCAUCAAAUUGUUUUAGUUGAUUAAAAAGGAAAAAAACAGAAAAGACAAAAAAAUAAUAAUAAUAAUAAAGGCCAGGGGUAUUGUUGGGGUGUCUGUCCAAUGUGGAGGGUCUUUUUUGAGCUAUCUCCUAAAAUAAAAUAUUUUGAUAAGCA
This is a messenger RNA of Mus musculus (house mouse), 4391 nucleotides long. RefSeq names its product zinc finger CCCH-type containing 18 (gene Zc3h18). NCBI's taxonomy places the organism in Eukaryota, Metazoa, Chordata, Mammalia, Rodentia, Muridae. The record is from RefSeq and is a predicted model, not a curated record. Gene Ontology annotation, cellular component: ribonucleoprotein complex; nucleus; nuclear speck. The coding region runs from base 751 to 3705 and encodes 984 amino acids. Gene Ontology annotation, biological process: RNA destabilization. Gene Ontology annotation, molecular function: mRNA cap binding complex binding; protein-macromolecule adaptor activity; metal ion binding. The transcript is spliced from 18 exons.